This is a messenger RNA of Rhizophagus irregularis DAOM 181602=DAOM 197198, 2829 nucleotides long. Lineage: Eukaryota; Fungi; Glomeromycota; Glomeromycetes; Glomerales; Glomeraceae. The record is from RefSeq and is a predicted model, not a curated record.
UUCACAAAAUGACAAUUCGUCGAUUAAAUGACUCGGCCAUUCGCAAGCUUCGCGCUUCUUUUAUUUCAACUGUGGCUCAGUGUGUUGUCGAGCUUGCCCAGAAUAGUCUUGACGCUUUAGCAACAACCAUAGAAAUUCAUGUUGAUAUGACGAAAUUUUUUAUUCAAAUUAUUGAUAAUGGGACAGGAAUUACACCAGAGGAUAUGGAAAAAAUUGGUCAACGAUAUGCUACUUCAAAAUGUCAUACAUUAGAAGAUUUGGCGCACGUAACUACUUAUGGUUUUCGUGGAGAAGCUUUGGCUACGUUGGCUGAAGUAUCUGCCUUGGAAAUAAUAAGUAAACAUCCUAAUUACUAUGACACGUAUUGUACGAUUUUAAAGGGUGGACAACGUCUUCAAUGUGGCCCAACACGAAGUAGUAGGCGUAAAAAACCUGGAACUAUAAUAAUAAUACGUGAUUUAUUUUUUACGUAUCCUGUUCGUCGUAAGCAUUUAUCAGAGAACGGCUUCAUUAAUGAACUCGAAAAUGUCAAGAAAUCGGUGGAAUCAUUAGCAUUAAUUCAUCCUCAAGUAACCUUCACUCUAGUUGACGCGUCAAAUGAUAGUAAAAUUGUCACUACAAAAAAGGCUACAACUAACAUAUCGACUUUUCGACAACUUUUUGGAUCAUCUCUGGCACAGAACCUUGAUUCGGUAUAUGCAGAGGAAGAUGAUAUAAAAAUUGAUGGAUUUUUUUCUCUUAGAGGGUUUCACACAAGGCAACAUCAAUAUUUUUACGUCAAUAAACUGCUUAUAGGUUGUAAUGAAAUAUAUAAGUUGAUUGAUGAGAUAUUUAAUCAAAGCAGUUUUGGUAAAAAGAAUUAUGAAUUACCCUUGAAAUCUGGAUCAGAUUAUUCAAAAUAUAAGAAAAGUUCUAUGACAAAAUCUUUGGAAAAAUAUCCAAUAUUUUUCAUUCAUCUCACUUGCCCAACAACCAUUUAUGAUAAAUGUUUGGAUCCAGCAAAAAGUAUGAUAGAAUUUGAGGAUUGGUCCAAAAUUUUAGAUCUUUUAUCUGCACUAGUAUCACAAUUUUUGUUGCAUCAUGGGUUUUCAUUACGUGAGAUUGAGACAAUACCAAGUUUAGACACUCCAAUGUCAAUAAUUGAUAAGGAACAAAUCAAUUAUAAACGUGAUUUGUCGCUAUCUUUUGAAAAUGUAUUACAUAUCAAGAGUGGAGGUCGGAAACAAUAUACUUUUCAAGAUAAAGAAUUGAAAGGUGGCUCAUUUAAUGAUAGAUUUUAUGACAAUCUUACUGAACAUAACAAAAACUCGGAGAAUAAUUGUAACAUAAAUGGUACAAGUACAGAUUUAAAUUCAAAAAAGGUGGAUUCACAACUAAAAGCUAAAGUAGAUCGAAGUAGACUUAGAACAUCGAAGUUUCAAGAAGGAAAUAAUAAUUCAGGAGCGAUUUCAUGGGCAAAGGGGACUUUUGAAAAAUGGACCAAUCCUGUUUUUAAAAGUGCGGAAGUUCCAAUUCCUUUGCUUAAAGCAAUAACAGCAAACAACAAAACUUCUUCAGUUACUAGCAAUUUCUUUUCACACAAUUAUUCAAUACAUUCAAAUAUUUCGGAACAUCGUUUUUGUAAAAAAGAUAUUGAGCAAGCUAAAGUUAUUGGUCAGGUUGAUAAUAAAUUUAUUGCUUGCAAGUUACCUUGUACGCAAAAUAUUGAUAAGGAUAUAGAAGAGAAGCGUAACAUUUUGGUCCUUGUCGAUCAACACGCAGCUGAUGAGCGUGUACGUAUCGAAAUGUUGCUAAAAGAAUUUUGUGAACUCAAACUCAAGCAAUCGGAUCGAAUGGACAUUGAUGAUAACAGCGCCCUACAACCAUCAAAUUCAUUUGUCGAAACAAUUCAACUUAAACCAUCAAAUAAGAUAAUAUUAACAUUUAGGGAGACACAAGUCAUCGAGAGAUUUGAGAGCAACUUUAAUAAAUGGGGAAUAUUUUUCAGUACUAAGUCGGAUAGCAUAUCUAAUACAACAACUUCUUUCGUUUCACCACAUUUUGUCUCUUCAAAGGGAGGUGAUCAUAUUCCUCUUUAUGUAACUCAUCUUCCGAAAAUGAUCGCUGAUCGAUGUGCAUUGGAUAAAAGAAUAACACAAGAAAUUGUUCGUCAGCACCUUUAUUGGUUAGAAGAAACAGGUGGCAUUGGCACCGAUUUUAACGCAAAUGAUGAUCUUGAUGAAUCUAGAGAUUGGGGGAUAAUGAUAAGGAAAUGUCCAAGAGGAAUUAUUGAUAUAUUAAACUCUAAAGCCUGUAGAGGUGCAAUCAAGUUUAAUGACAAGCUUUCAUUACAACAAUGUGAAGAAUUGGUAGCAAAACUUGCGGAGUGUGAUUUCCCGUUUCAAUGCGCGCAUGGAAGACCAUCGAUGAUUCCAGUUUUGUAUUUAAAUGAAGCUCCAAAACCCGUUUCAGUAUAUAGAGAUUCAGUACAAUUAGGUGGUUAUGAUUGGAGAAAUAUUGGAAUAAAAUCUCUUACAAGUAUUAAUCAAAUCGAUAAGAAUGAAGCAUCUAGUAGUUGGAAACGUAGAAAGAUAGAUUUAGAACGAUUUCGGAUUUAAGCUAGAUUUUUAGACUAAUUUAUUUUGUAUCCAAUGUAAUAAUAGAGUUGUAUUUUAUCUUUUUUUUUUGAAAAAUUAAGUGAUAAGUCUAUUGCAAACACCAAAGACAAGACUCAAUGAGCUAAUGCAGAAUUGAAAGCAAAGUUAAUUCUUAUAGUUAAUUCUCGUAAUUAUACUUAUCUGGGUUCUAACAACUAAAUAUCCCAAGCUAAUUUAUGUUUAUAAAUGUAAC